Messenger RNA from Conger conger (European conger), 4952 nucleotides. RefSeq names its product low-density lipoprotein receptor-related protein 12-like. Gene Ontology annotation, molecular function: protein binding; low-density lipoprotein particle receptor activity. Gene Ontology annotation, cellular component: plasma membrane. Lineage: Eukaryota; Metazoa; Chordata; Actinopteri; Anguilliformes; Congridae. The transcript is spliced from 7 exons. The record is from RefSeq and is a predicted model, not a curated record. Bases 1298 to 3787 code for a protein of 829 amino acids.
GGGAAAAAAGAGACAGACAAAAAAUAAUAUUUGGAAAUCGAGGAUACUACUCGUCUAUGACAACAAACAGCCCAUCGACACUUGUGGUUGGCUACAGCCGUUUAGGCCUGUAUUAUUGUUGUAGCUUGUACGUCGUUGUAAGAAUGUAGCUUGCUAAAUUGUACGUUAGCUGAAGCUUUCCAGAGAGCUAGCCUAAUAUAUAUGGAAACAACAAAACGAGAGAGUAACUAUUAAAUAUCAGUUAACGUUAUGUAUAAGAUCGUCUUGGGUAUAUUUUGUAUCGUAAUAUUUUAAACUGGAAGGGUAUUCGCUAGCAUUAGCUAUGAUUUGUAAAUUGAAACAAUAACGCCUAUUCUCGCUUGCGUUGGCUGUAGCGAGCGAUGUAACUUACCUUAGCUAUCACUAGCUAACUGUUAGCAGCAGUCGUAGUGGUAAAUGCUAGCAGUCGCUGAAACGAGACAAAGAUCAUUUACUUGCACGUUAGCAAUGGGGGAAAAACUCCAGAACCAUUUAAUAACUAACUUGUAGCUAGCUCGCCGGUUAGUUGAAGGCUUUGCUCGGAUUUUGUCGGGAAUUUGCUUGGUUGUCAUCAGCAGUCAUGAUGAAAAGGUAUAGCUAGUAACUAGCUAAGUUAACUGUUAGCUGUGGUAAUAGUUGAGUAAAUAGAGAUCGAGUGGGCUCUGAAUGCUAUGGCUUUGUCUUUUCUGUCAGCUAACGGUUAACUCGUGGCUAGCUGGAAUGAAUGAGGAACGGGACUAUUGACGUUAGCCUUAGUAUAACUUCCAACUAUAUUAUACUUAUUACUAUAAGUUACCAUUUCGUCCACUGGAAUUAUUUACGGUUCACAAGACUAACGGAGGUUAACUUUGCAUAGCUACUAGCCAGCAAGUAGACCGUUGUAUAGUUGGUUUCGUUGAUGGUGUUCCAGCUAGCUAGCUAGGUAUGUAAUUACUAGUUACUUAAGUUAUAGUAGUAACUGGAAAGAAAACCUAACGUUAGAUAUUUCGCUAGCAAUCAAUCAAUACAUCACAUUGUUUUCAUUUGGCACGUAAACGGAACUGUACAUUGUAUCAAUUGGUUAACAAAUACAAGUGGCUUUUUAUUUAAAAUAAGCAUUUUGAGGUAACGCUAAUCUCAUCAGGUUAUUGAUAUAUGUAGUUUAGCUACAUAAGAAACCAAUGCCAUUUAAUUACCCUGGCUAGCUAAAACGUUUGCCUUCUUUAUUUCAAUCAAAAGCCUAAUCGUAUACCCACUCAGGUACUGUUAGCUUAUACAUAAGAUAAAAUACACUGUUGCUAUGGCCUACAGUGUGGGCGCAAAAACGAGGAUAUUGUUAUGGACAUAUCUGCAUUUCUUCACCAACUGCUUUUACAUUGGGUCGGUGGGUUGUGUCCAGCACAAUGAAAACGUGUAUGUUUCAGGGAUUUCAAGCGCCUGCGGAGGCAUGGCAGAACAGAUCAGGGCAUCGAGCGGGGUCAUCACCAGCCCCGGAUGGCCUUUCGGGUACCCUUCUAGAAUAAACUGCAGCUGGAACAUCCACGCGAACCCUGGAGAAAUCAUUACCAUCAGCUUCCAGGAUUUUGAGAUCCAGAGCUCUCACAGAUGCGGGUCGGACUGGAUCUCCAUCGGCACGUACAAGAACGCGGACAGCUACCGAGCCUGCGGCUCCUCUGUCCCAGCCCCUUAUAUCUCCUCCCAGGACCACGUCUGGAUCAAGUUCCAUGCUGACGACAGCCUCACCGCCAAAGGCUUCAGACUGUCUUACAUAACAGGAAAGACGGAGGAGAUCAGCUGCGACUCGGACGAGUUCCACUGCGCCAACGGCAAGUGCAUCCCGGACGCCUGGAAGUGCAACACCAUGGACGAGUGCGGCGACAGCUCCGACGAAGAGCCCUGCCCCCGGCCCGACCCCUCGGCCUCCUUCUCCUUCCAGCCCUGUGCCUACAACCAGUUCCCCUGCCUCUCCCGCUACACCCGCGUCUACACCUGCCUGCCGGACUCCCUGAAGUGCGACGGCAGCAUCGACUGCCAGGACCUGGGCGACGAGAUGGACUGCGACGUGCCCGUCUGCGGGGAGUGGCUCCGCACCUUCUACGGCACCUUCAGCUCGCCCAACUACCCCGACUUCUACCCGCCGGGGAGCAACUGCACCUGGCUCAUCGACACGGGCGACCACCGCAAGGUCGUGCUCCGCUUCACCGACUUCAAGCUGGACGGCACGGGCUUCGGCGACUACGUCAAGGUGUACGACGGGCUGGAGGAGAACCCGCGCCGUCUGCUCCGCGUGCUGACGGCCUUCGACUCUCGCGCCCCCGUGGCCGUGGCCUCCACGUCUGGCCGGCUCCGCGUCCACUUCCAUGCCGACAAGGUCAACGCGGCCCGCGGCUUCAACGCCACCUACCAGGUGGACGGCUUCUGCCUGCCCUGGGAGAUCCCAUGCGGCGGGAACUGGGGCUGCUACACGGAGCCCCAGCGCUGCGACGGCUACUGGCACUGCCCCAACGGGCGGGACGAGGCCAACUGCAGCGCCUGCCAGGGAGACGAGUUCCCCUGCUCCCGCAACGGGGCCUGCUACCCGCGCUCGGACCGCUGUAACUACCAGAACCGCUGCCCCAACGGCUCGGAUGAGAAGAACUGCUUCUUCUGCCAGCCCGGGAACUUCCACUGCCGGAACAACCGCUGCGUGUUCGAGAGCUGGGUGUGCGAUGCGCAGGACGACUGCGGGGACGGCAGCGAUGAGGAGAGCUGCCCCGUGGUGGUGCCCACGCGGGUCAUCACCGCCGCCGUCAUCGGCAGCCUGGUCUGCGGCCUGCUGCUGGUCAUCGCCCUGGGCUGCACUUGCAAGCUCUACUCCCUCAGGAUGUUCGAGCGCAGGUCCUUUGAAACCCAGCUCUCCAGGGUAGAGGCGGAGCUCCUCAGGAGAGAAGCCCCGCCCUCAUACGGUCAGCUGAUAGCCCAGGGUCUGAUACCUCCUGUGGAAGACUUCCCAGCAUGCUCAGCCAACCAGGCGUCGGUGUUAGAGAACCUGAGGAUAGCGGUGCGCUCCCAGCUGGGCUUCGCCUCCAUACGGCUCCCCGGCGCAGGGAGGCGCGCAAACAUCUGGAGGCGUCUGUUCAGCUUCACGCGCUCGCGGUGCGCGGGCUCCCUGGCCCUGGUGUCGGCCGACGCCGAGGAGGGCGGGGCCCCCGGGACCAGGGAGCCGGAGCGGGCGGGGCCUCACCGGGGCCUGCUGCCCCUGGACUCGGACAGCGGGAGCGGGGAGCGGCGUGACGUCCCGGGGGCAUCGGCGGGCCCGGUUUCGGCGCUGUCGCAGAAGGUCCCGCUGACGGCAGCCGUGGAGGCCGUAGCUCCGGCCGGCCGGGAGAGUCCCUCCCACGACACGGUCCCGGACCCCCAGCCCACGGGGCGGGGCCAGCUCACCAGCGCCCUCGGCAGGGUCACCCGCGGCCUCCGCUGGGUGCGCGCCUCCCUGGGCCGGCCCGGUACCGCCGCCGCCGGACACGCCCGGGGUCUCGACCCGGACCACGAGAGCGGGGAGGACGAGGACGAGGACGUGGAGCUGCUCGUCCCCACCUCCGACACCGACUCCAACGAGUGCUCCCAGCCCCUGCUGGGGCCCCGCAGGUCGGCCCUGGCCCCUGCCCCGGGCCCCGGGGCCCGACAGCCCGGCCGAGACGGGCCGUGCGAGCACUGCGGCGUGGUGCACACCGCCCAGGUCCCCGACGCCUGCCUGGAGGCCGCGGCCAAGACAGAGACCAGCGACGACGAGCCGCUGCUGCCCUGCUAGGCCUCGAAGCUUUACCCCCCUCUUCAGAGCUCACCGUUUCUGUUCCUGUCCUUUCAGCAGGCUUCAUUCGCUACUAAGAGUGACCUUGUAACCCAAAAUGGUGGAACCAGUACCCCUCACCCACCCAAUGUGAAAAAUCCUCGCAUUUAGAACGAAGGGGGUUGCUGGGUGGCUCAUCCCAUAAAGGCGGUGUAUGAGGCCAUGCCAGCGUGACUGGCUGGUAGCACCAGCUUCACCCAGGGAAGGGAGGGUUAGCAUCGGCUGGGAUUGUGGCUUCGCAUUGCGAGAGACCGCCACUGGUCCGUCAGGCGGCUAAACCUCCACCUGCUUAGCUGUACAUGAAGUGUCUUCCUCCAUUUCAUGUGUACAUGAGCCCGACUUGCGAAACGCAGAGUGAUCCCCGGUGGCUGACACAGUGUGCCUCGGACGAUGGCGUAGGCUUGUCCGCGCUCUCCCAGAACAAUAGCGGAAAUUGCAGCAGUAGGCACUCAUAUGGACCAUUGGGCACUCAGAACUGGGAAAAUAAAAAAUUCAGUUUGGCGGGGUGCCCAAUCGCUUUGCUUUAACCUGAAAGAGGGGUCACGUCAUUGGCUCUGAACAGAUUUGCACAUCUGGUAAGUGUUAUACCUCUGCAGCAGUUCUGUCUCAGAACAGUUUGUCUUCAGAUACAUGGUACAUGUAGUUCUGUUACCAGGUCAUUGUUUGAAAUACUUGUUUUUCCUUUUUCUUUUUUUUUUCCAGAAUUCAUUUAGGAUCCUUGUUUUCUACAGGAUUCUUAAUGAAUUCUUAAUGAAAUUACUCCUUUACAUUGGAAUCUAAUUACUAGCUUCCCAUGCAAUGGUGGUAUGACUAUUUAAACAUAAAAUACUUUAAUUUACCUUGUGUGUCAUGGUACCAAACCAUUCCCUCACUUAAACGUAUUGGGAGAUGUAUUUAUAUAGAAAAUUAAAUCAGUGAGAGUUGGUUUGCAAAACUUUAUGAUGUCUAACAUCCAGCUGUUUGCUUUGGUACCGUUUUGGUCAUCAGUGUUUUGGUACUGACAGUGUAUAUGUGCGAGUGUAUAUUUAUAUUGAUUUUGGUAGAUUGUUCAUGCGCAUGUUACAUUGUCUUGUGUUUUUGUUAAAUGAUGUUGGAAAUGUAAAAAAAAUAAAAUAAAUGAAAGCAA